CGCUUGCGGGGCUAGGUGCAUCAAAUAUGUGGUGAGAAUGUCUGCCCCCAUUUUGAAGUGGAAAAGGAUUGGAAAUGCCAGUGGCCCAUGUCCAAGGCCACGACAUGGGCAUCGGGCUGUUGCAAUCAAAGACCUCAUGGUGGUUUUUGGUGGAGGAAAUGAGGGAAUUGUGGACGAACUCCAUGUUUACAACACAGCAACAAACCAAUGGUUCGUGCCACCUGUGAAGGGGGACAUCCCUCCAGGAUGUGCAGCAUAUGGCUUCGUCGUAGAUGGGACCAGAAUUCUCGUCUUCGGGGGCAUGGUUGAGUAUGGCAAAUACUCAAAUGAAAUAUAUGAACUACAGGCGAGCCGCUGGGAGUGGAAGCGGAUCCGGGCGCGGCCGCCGCGCAACGGUCCGCCGCCGUGCCCGCGGCUCGGACACAGCUUCACACUGAUCGGCAACAAGGCCUACCUGUUCGGCGGACUGGCCAACGAGAGUGACGACCCCAAGAACAACAUCCCGCGGUACCUGAACGACCUGUACACGCUGGAGCUGCGGCCGGGCAGCAGCUCGCUCACCUGGGACAUUCCGCAGACGUACGGCCAGCCGCCGCCGCCCCGCGAGUCGCACACCGGCAUCGCCUACACCAACGCCAAGCGCGGCGCCGCGCAGCUCAUCAUCUACGGAGGCAUGAGCGGCUGCCGGCUGGGCGACCUCUGGCUGCUGGACGUGGACUCGAUGAGCUGGACACGGCCACAGGUGGGCGGCGUGGCGCCGCUGCCGCGCUCGCUGCACACCACGCAGCUGAUCGGGCACCGCAUGUUCGUGUUCGGCGGCUGGGUGCCGCUCGUCGUCGACGCCGACGUCAGGGUGGCCACGCACGAGAAGGAGUGGAAGUGCACCAACACGCUCGCCUCGCUCAAUCUUGAGACGACCGAGUGGGAGCCGCUGGCGAUGGAGGCGUUCGAGGACGCGAUUCCCCGGGCGCGGGCCGGCCACUGCGCCGUCACCAUCCACUCGCGCAUGUACAUCUGGUCGGGCCGCGACGGCUACAGGAAGGCCUGGAACAACCAGGUGUGUUGCAAGGACCUGUGGUAUCUGGAGACGGAGAAGCCGCCGUCGCCGGGCCGUGUGCAGCUGGUGCGCGCCUCCACCCACACGCUGGAGGUGUGCUGGAGCCAGCUGCCGACGGCCGAUUGCUACCUGCUGCAGAUUCAGAAGUAUGAGAUGCCGGCGCAGUCUGCCGGCCAGCCGAGCCCAGGCGCCGCCAGCCAGCCGACGCCGACGCCGGCGCCGGCGCCCAGCUCUCCGUCUUCGGCGGCGCCGCCCGCGCGGCCCUCCAUCACCUCGACGGCCGGCAUCCCGACGCCGUACAGUCCCGUCAAAUUCGGCACCGGCGUGCGGAAGGUGGUGACCAAGCCGGAGCCGAAGGCGGCGGCAGGUAGUCCGCAGAUGUCGGGCAUCGCUGCACUGGCGGCGGCGGCGGCGCAGACGCAGCGGAUCGGCGGCGGCCCGCCGGCUGGCCUCGAGAGCCCUGGUGUGAAGGUGGCCCACUCGCAGGGCGUGCGCCUGACGCCGGCUGGCGCCGGCGGCAUCAGCUCCGUGCUCAAGUCGGCCGGCGCACCCAAGCAGAUCAUCCUGCAGAAGCCGGGCGCCGGCGGCCAGCCGCAGAUCGUGACGCUGGUCAAGACCAGCCAGGGCAUGCAGGUGGCCACGGUACCCAAGGUGAACCUGCUGCAGGGCAAGCCAACUGCCCAGAUGACGGCUGUCUCGGGCAGCAAGCCGCUGCCGCAGGGUGCCACCAUCGUCAAGCUGGUGACGACACAGGCGUCAGGCGCCACGCGGCCCAUGGGCUCCAGCGUCAUCACCAUCGCCAAGCCGCAGGCUGUGUCGACGCCGAGUGGCGGCAAGCAGACGAUCGUGAUCACGCGCCCGGCCGGCGGCGGCGGCCUGCCGCGCGCCGCCACGCAGCAGAUCGUCAUGGUCUCGUCGGCGGGCGGCGGCGUCCAUUCGCCCACCGCCGUCGGCCAGGCGGGUGUCAAGAUGAUCGUGGUGUCGUCGCCGUCGGCCACGAGCACGACGCCGGCUAUCUCUCGGCCCAUCACCAUCUCGGUGCCGGGCCAGUCUGGCCAGGCCACAAAGACGGUGACGAUCGCCGCCAAGCCGGGCGGCGGCGGCCUGGUGGGCCUGCCGGCGCAGGGCCUGCUGCCGGCCGGUCCGCGCCCCGUGGCCGUCCAGGUCUCCACGGCCGCCGGCCAGAAGACGGUCACACUGGUGGCCGGCCAGGCAGGCGGCGCCGCACAGCCGCAGAAGGUGGUGCUGCUCAACCAGCCGGCCACCACGGACGCGGCGCCGCCGGCGGCCGCGCCCGCCGAGGACGAGACCGUGGGCCAGCCGGUCGACCCGGAGACGGAAAACCCGGGCCCCAGCGACGGCGGGCUGGAGCCGGUGGUGGAGCCGGAACCGGAACCGGAACCGGAACCGGAACCUGAGCUGGAACGGGGGCCAGAGGCGGAGCUGGCACCAGCGGUAGACGCGGAGAUGAGCGACGCGCCUGAGGCACGCUGCAACGCCGAGCCGCCAGUUGAGGACGCGAUGUCCGGAUCGGUGCCCCAGACAGCGGUCGAGGCCGCACCGGAGGCUACCCCGGGGACAACAUCAGAGGCCGCGCCGGAGACAACAUCAGAGGCCGCGCCGGAGGCCGCACCAGAGGCUGCGCCGGAGGCCCCACCGGAGGCCCCACCGGGGUCGGCUGCAGAGGACGCUCCGGAGGCGAUGCCGGACGCUGGUGAGCCGGCGAUGGUGGACCCCAAGAAGGAGGCGGCGACCGACCUCGAGAGUGAGUCGGAGGCGGCGACUGACCCGCUGGCUACACUGGCCACGGCGGCGGCGGCGGCGGCCGGUCCCCUGGCCGGCGUCGGCGCCGCCGUCAAGGCCGAACCGAAGGCCGAGAACGGCACAGCCAAGGGCGGCGCCGAGGCCGAGGAGCGGCGUCGCGACGCGCUCUGGUUCGACGUCGGCAUCAUAAAGGGCACCUCGUGCACAGUCGAGUCGUUCUACCUGCCGGUGGACGAGAAGGGCGACGUGUUCGCCGACAGCGACCAGAACAUGAUGCGGAAGGUGGACCUGCAGCCGGGCAUCGCCUACAAGUUCCGCGUGGCUGGCAUCAACGCCUGCGGCCGCGGCCCCUGGAGCGAAGUGUCGGCGUUCAAGACGUGCCUGCCCGGCUACCCAGGCGCGCCAUCAGCCAUCAAGAUCUCCAAGUCUGCGGACGGCGCCAACCUGUCUUGGGAGCCGCCGCAGAACACGGCCGGCGAGAUCACCGAGUACUCGGUGUACCUGGCCGUGCGCAGCGCCACUACGCAGGCCCAGGGCGACACGAAGACGGUGUCGAGCUCGCCAUCACAGCUAGCGUUCGUGCGCGUCUACUGCGGCCCGGUGAACCAGUGCACGGUGACACACGGCUCGCUGGCCGCCGCCCAUCUGGACACCACAUCCAAGCCGGCCAUUAUCUUCCGCAUCGCCGCCCGCAACGAGAAGGGUUACGGUCCGGCCACCCAAGUCAGGUGGCUUCAGGGUGAGUACGCGUCGGCCGAUCCAAUCAGAUGGCUCCAGGCAGGAGAUGCGGACCGGCCACCCAAGUCAGGUGGCUUCAGGGUGAGUACGCGUCGGCUGAUCCAGUCAGGUGGCUCCAGUUAGGAGAUGCGGACCGGCCACCCAAGUCAGGUGGCUUCAGGGUGAGUACGCGUCGGCCGAUCCAGUCAGAUGGCUCCAGGCAGGAGAUACGGACCGGCCACCCAAGUCAGGUGGGUCCCCAGUCAGGUCCAGAGAUAGGGUGCCUCGGAGAUGGGUGUGUGGACCGGCAGACAGGUCAGGUCACUGGCAUGAUGAGACCGUUCCGCCGGAACCGGGCGGCCAUGUUGUGCUGCGCGCUAGAUCAGAGCAUUGGCCACUCAGAACUGCAGGUGCUUCAAUCUAUCAGGUUGUGUCUGAUUUAGAAGCGGCCGCUUUGGGUGACAGCUUGCCAAUGGGUUGACGUAUUUGGUUAUUCGUUCAAUCCAGCAUCGUUCCUCCUUUCGCUGGAGCCAAUCUCGUUAGGCUGACAUGGACCACAAUUGUUUAUUUGCCUCAUAGGUACUUGCAUAAGUUUCGGCCUCUGUUGGCGGAUCUUCGUUUGCGUCCAGCUUUGCCACGUGAUGAUGUCAGGUAAAUGGACUCACCCUUGACGCCUGGCGGUGCGGCCGUGGUCUGACCGCUGGCACCUCCGCAGACGCGCACGCCGGCGGUGUCAAGGCCGUGAAGCGGCUGGGCGAGCCGCGCCCCCAGGGCGUGCCGACGCCCAAGCGCGCGCGCACCGACAGCGCCAGCCAGUAGCGGCGCGCCGGCCGCCGACUCACCACACAAGUACAACGUCGCUCAUCACCGCCCGCGCGUCACCCCUCACCCGUCGUCGCCGGCGGCGCAGUGAUUUUAAGCCGGAGACGGUGCCGCGCCGGCUGCGAGCGGUGCGGCUUAGUUAGAGCGCCGAGCGUGGAUGGACUGGGGCUGGCGUCGGCCGACGCGGCAGCGGCCGUCGCCGCCGCCGCCGCCGUUGGCGUGGGGCUGGCGUCGGCCAGUGCGCCGGGUUUAACCGCCGGCUUAUCGAAUGCUUGUACGUCGUUCCAACGGUGUCCGUUAAUUUGAGAACCUUCCAUUUCGUCUAGGAUAAGGACGUAGUUUGUAACUAUGGUUAGAAACGGGGGUUUUCCCCUUGUCGUGUUUGAAAAUAAACUGUCGCAAAUAAAGUCGUUUUGCAAGGUUUGCUUGUGCGAAUGAGGAGGCGUUAUUUCCUCGCCACCGUGCGAUCCUUGGCACUCAAGGAGGCGUGACGCUAUGAAUUGUGCUACUGGUCAGCGAUCAAUUACAUAACAAUGUUCUCCGGGAGCACAUUUAUAAACAUUGCAAAACAUGCGUGGGGCGAGAGCUCGGCUGGUUUGAGUGAUGUAUUCAACCGAAGCACGGCGGACAGCUGGCCGUCACGCGGCCGAAGCUGCCUCGGGGGUGAUGGAGGUGCCGCCGCCGGCCUGCGCGGUGAGGUGGGCCGCCGUGGCCCUCGGUCGGCGGUCGGACGCGGCGCUCAGAGGAACAGGCUGCGGGCCGUCGGAGCACGACAGGACUCCUCCUUCUCGUAGGCGCAGCCAACGCAG
Pollicipes pollicipes is the source of this 5169-nucleotide messenger RNA. RefSeq names its product Host cell factor (gene Hcf). Lineage: Eukaryota; Metazoa; Arthropoda; Thecostraca; Pollicipedomorpha; Pollicipedidae. The coding region runs from base 38 to 3682 and encodes 1214 amino acids. The record is from RefSeq and is a predicted model, not a curated record. Gene Ontology annotation, cellular component: histone methyltransferase complex. The transcript is spliced from 14 exons. Gene Ontology annotation, biological process: chromatin remodeling; regulation of DNA-templated transcription. Gene Ontology annotation, molecular function: protein binding; transcription coactivator activity.